AUGGACAACCCCCAGAAGUCGCUCGAAACCACCCGCCAGCGCUUCAACCAGCUCGCCUCCGCGCUGCGCACCUUCAACGACGUGCUGCACCACGGCCCCGCCGACGCCCUCCCGCCCUGGACCACCCUGCAAUCCCACUUCAACGUCCUCUCCUCCACCCUCGACUCCCUCUCCCACACCCUCACCACCCACUUCCCCCCCGCCACCACCACCCCCACCGCCCUCGUCUCCUACCCCCUGCCCUCCUUCCCCGCGCCCACCCAAUCCAUCCUCCUCUCCAUGCUCUGCAACAAGAAGCCCAACGCCACCGUCUCCACCUGGCACCACGCGGCCCUCCACGACGCCGCCGUCUCCGCGCUGACCCCCGCCGACAAGCGCGCGCAGGACGAGUUCUGGGCGAGCGUCUACGACGUCGUGCAGGAGAUGCAGGUCGAGCGCAGCUGGUACGACGAUCUGUAUACGGCCGAGGAGCGCGAGGCGGGGGUCGAGAGCGUGGUGACGGGGUUGGAGAUGGUGGGGGGCGUGCCGGUGAGGAGGGGGGAGGGGGAGGGGGGGAAGGGGCAGGGGCAGGGGCAGGUGCCCGGCGCGCUAAGGUUGGAGAGUAUGUUGAGGUUUAUGGAGACGGGGGUGGCGCCGAGGGAUCAGGCGCCGUUGCCGAGUGGGGUUGUGGGGCUGAAGCGGUAG
This is a messenger RNA of Morchella sextelata, 684 nucleotides long. RefSeq lists its product as uncharacterized. The transcript is spliced from 2 exons. Gene Ontology annotation, biological process: regulation of transcription by RNA polymerase II. NCBI's taxonomy places the organism in Eukaryota, Fungi, Ascomycota, Pezizomycetes, Pezizales, Morchellaceae. Bases 1 to 684 code for a protein of 227 amino acids. The record is from RefSeq and is a predicted model, not a curated record. Gene Ontology annotation, cellular component: mediator complex. Gene Ontology annotation, molecular function: transcription coregulator activity.